UCUGUCUAGCUCAGUGCACCCUGACACUGGCCUCGCUCGGUGCCUGGGGUUUCUCUCUCAGGAGCUAAGAGAAAGGAGCAGAGGCCAGGACCCACGGAGCCAGAGCUACAGGCUGGGCAUUCCCAGGAGAGCGGCUGGUGUGGCCUGGAUGAGGCGCAGAGAUGGGGAAAAGGUUGGACCUUUCCACGCUCACAGACGAGGAGGCUGAGCACGUGUGGGCAGUGGUUCAGCGGGACUUCGACCUCAGGAGGCGAGAGGAAGAAAGACUCCAGGGGCUGAAGGGCAAAAUACAAAAGGAGAGCUCCAAGAGGGAGCUGCUGUCGGACACAGCCCAUCUGAAUGAGACCCACUGUGCCCGCUGCCUGCAGCCCUACCGGCUGCUCCUGAACAGCAGACGACAGUGCCUAGAGUGCAGCCUCUUCGUCUGCAAAAGCUGCAGCCACGCCCACCCAGAAGAGCAGGGCUGGCUCUGCGACCCCUGCCACUUGGCCAGGGUCGUGAAGAUCGGCUCCCUGGAGUGGUACUACCAGCACGUGAGGGCUCGCUUCAAGCGUUUCGGGAGUGCCAAAGUGAUCCGGUCUCUCUGCGGGCGGCUGCAGGGUGGAGGUGGAUCUGAGCCAAGCUUGGAAGAAGGAAAUGGAGACAGUGAGCAGACGGAUGAGGAUGGAGACCUGGACACAGAGGCCAGAGACCAGCCCCUCAACAGCAAAAAGAAAAAGCGCCUGCUCUCCUUCCGAAAUGUGGACUUUGAGGAAGACUCAGAGCACUCGGUGCAGCCUUGCAGCCAAACCUUGGGCCUGUCCUCAGUUCCUGAGUCUGCACACAGCCUGCAGUCCCUCUCAGGUGAGCCCUACUCUGAGGACACCACCUCUCUGGAGCCUGAGGGCCUAGAGGAGACUGGUGCAAGGGCUUUGGGAUGUCGUCCCAGUCCUGACGUGCAGCCAUAUAGCCCUUUACCCUCUGGGGAGGAUGCUCACGCUGACCUGGACUCGCCUGCAGCAUCCUGCAAGAGUGCCUUUGGGACCACAGCUAUGCCUGGAACAGACGAUGUCAGGGGCAAGCAUCUGCCCUCACAGUACCUGGCUGAUGUGGACACCUCUGAUGAAGACAGUAUCCAGGGUCCCAGGGCGGCCUCCCAGCAUAGCAAGAGGAGGGCCCGGAAUGUGCCUGAGACUCAGAUCUUGGAGUUGAACAAGCGAAUGUCAGCUGUGGAGCACCUGCUAGUCCACCUGGAGAAUGCGGUUCUGCCACCCUCAGCCCAGGAGCCAACUGUGGAGACACACCCCAGUGCUGACACAGAGGAGGAGACACUCAGGAGGAGGCUGGAGGAGCUGACCAGCAACAUCAGUGGUUCUAGCACCUCAUCAGAAGAUGAGACCAAGCCAGAUGGCACCUUCCUUGGAGGGUCCCCAAAGGUGUGCACAGACACAGGGCACAUGGAGACACAGGAAAGGAACCCUCGGAGCCCUGGGAACCCUGCUCGGCCUACAAAAAGCACAGAUGAGGAGCUAUCUGAGAUGGAGGAUAGAGUGGCCAUGACAGCCUCUGAAGUUCAGCAGGCUGAGAGUGAGAUCUCAGACAUCGAGUCCAGGAUCGCAGCUCUGAGAGCCGCAGGACUCACAGUGAAGCCCUCGGGAAAACCUCGGAGAAAGUCAGGCAUCCCGAUCUUUCUUCCCCGGGUUACUGAGAAACUUGACAGGAUCCCAAAGACUCCACCUGCAGACCCUGACGACCAAGCCAAGAUGCCCAAGGCAACGGCUGUGCCCUCUCUCCUGAGGAGGAAGUAUUCUCCCAGCAGCCAAGGCAUAGACGGUAGUUCUUUUGAUCGGAAAUCAGUGUACCGUGGCUCGCUGACACAGAGGAACCCUAACGGGAGGAGAGGGACAGCCAGACACAUCUUCGCGAAACCCGUGAUGGCCCAGCAGCCCUAAAGGGAGGCUCAUGGCACAGGACAGUACCACAAAGCACCCCACAGUUUCCUCCACAUGACCGUCGCCUCCCCAUGGGCUCUGUUCUUUGUGAUGCUCACAGCUGCUUGUAGUCAUCAUUCCAGUGAGGAGUAAGAAGAAUUUUAUGUGUGUCUCUACCUGUGAGACUGCAGGAUCUCAAACCUCCAGCUGUCACCAGGUCACCAACCAGGCACCUGCCAGCCUCUGACCUGGGAAACACAAACUCUGUGACUUCCCCUCAACUGAUGUUCUCUGCCUGCUGAAGGACACUCAGAUGCCAUCUCGCUGUGAUUCUUUAACCCAGUCAUCGACUUUGCUGGGCCACCCUCACAGCUGGGAUGAAAAGAGCUGGUUCAGAGGAAGCCCUGAACAUGUACACAUCCAUGAAUAUGCAUGUGCAUGAGAGAGAGAGAGAGAGAGAGAGAGAGAGAGAGAGAGAGAGAGAGAGAGAGAGAGAGAGAGAGAGAAAGAGAAUCUGUGGUCACGAUGAGAGAGCGUACAAUUGCAGGUGGUGAGUGAAGAGGGGUGGAUUCCUCCCCUACCUGACAGAUUUUGUUCUUCAGACUUCCUUGUGUGUUCUAGAUGAGGGCAGAUAACACUGACCACCCCACCCCAGCAUUCCCACCACAAUAACCACUAUCCACAAUGCCACACUUAAGACCAAGCCUCCAACACAGGCUUUUGGGGUACACUACAUGGAGACCUCGCUUUCUAGAUAGCUUGUCUUCAAAUGCAGGCUCCUAACACACACAAAUGACUGGGAUUUAUCAAGAACUCAGAUCUUCCAGGUCAAGCCCAUCAGAGCCAGUUUUGCUGGUGUCUGCACGGUCUGCCCUUCACAGCCAUCCCACCACUACAGGGGGGCUGUUACCCACACCCAGCGCUGCCUCUUUCCUGUUGGUUUGUAUCCUGUUCUGGGCUAGAGAACAUACAGGCCAGAGCCACAAACAUCCUAGUGUCUUCUGAAAAUAAACUCCAGGAAA
Mus caroli (Ryukyu mouse) is the source of this 2932-nucleotide messenger RNA. RefSeq names its product melanophilin (gene Mlph). NCBI's taxonomy places the organism in Eukaryota, Metazoa, Chordata, Mammalia, Rodentia, Muridae. Gene Ontology annotation, molecular function: myosin binding; actin binding; small GTPase binding. Gene Ontology annotation, cellular component: cortical actin cytoskeleton. The record is from RefSeq and is a predicted model, not a curated record. Gene Ontology annotation, biological process: intracellular protein transport.